Molecule: messenger RNA, 1400 nt
Organism: Carassius carassius (crucian carp)
Lineage: Eukaryota; Metazoa; Chordata; Actinopteri; Cypriniformes; Cyprinidae
Product: tubulin-folding cofactor B-like
Exons: 7
Coding region: 178-918 (246 amino acids)
Biological process (GO): tubulin complex assembly; post-chaperonin tubulin folding pathway; cytoplasmic microtubule organization
Cellular component (GO): nucleus; microtubule plus-end; cytoplasm
Molecular function (GO): alpha-tubulin binding; microtubule plus-end binding
Source: RefSeq, a predicted model, not a curated record
AUCCAAAGUCCCACCCAAUUGCCAAUUUUUAUUGGCUCAAAGGUCAAUGUGGGUGGGCAGAAGUUUCCAGAAUCUCGUGUUGUGGUCUUUGACGGAAGAGCUUUUGAGGAGCUGAAACAAGAAGAAGAUAUACGCUCGACCACCCCAGCAGCAUCAGAGUUUGGUUAGUAACGGAAGAUGGACGGGAGUGUGACAGUCAUCACCAACCCCACCGUGUCCGUGCGCUUGACCAGCACCGUCAGCUCCUUCGAGGUGAACCGUAGAUUCAACCGAGGAAUCAUGAUCGCAGAGUUUAAGAGUAAACUGGAGCUGAUUGUGGGCACUCCAGCUGCCUUUAUGGACCUUGAGCUAUUUAGCACUUCAGACAAGUUCUUACAGAAGCUAGAUGACAAUGAAGCGCUGCUCGGCUCCUAUCCUGUGGAUGAUGACUGCAGAAUACAUGUGACAGACCGCAGUGGUACGCAAAGUGGGGAGUUCACUGAUUUGUCAAAGGUUGAGAAAUUUGAGAUCUCUGAUGAAGCCUAUGAAAAAAGGGCAGACUCAAUACGGAACUUCAAGAAGAAUAUGAAGUUAGGUCGAUUUAAUGAGGAAACCAGAGCCAAGCAAGAAGAGGCUCUUGCGAAGAAAGAAGAGGAAGAGAAGGCGGCCGCUGAAGCCAUUGUUGUUGGGAACCGCUGUAAAGUUCAAGUUCCUGGGCAACCUACCAAGAUUGGCACUGUUAUGUUUGUUGGUACAGCAGAUUUCAAACCAGGCUACUGGGUUGGUGUGAAAUAUGAUGAGCCGCUGGGGAAGAAUGAUGGCAGUGUGAAUGGGAGACGCUAUUUUGAGUGUGAGCCAAAAUAUGGAGCCUUUGUGAAGCCCCUCUCAGUAACAGUGGGAGACUUUCCUGAAGAGGACUAUGGUUUGGAUGAGAUGUAAGACUCACCUGAUGAGCAGUCAGAAGAAAGAUCCUCUUUCUUCUAGAGGUUUGACUCCAUGCAGUAAGACAUUGCUGCAGUAGAAGGUUUCUUGUCGUCAAUGCAGAUCAUUUUGUUUUAUGCUGGUCUGGAAGAGAUCAGUGAAAAUUGUAUCUUAAUUUCCUGCAGUCAAACUCGAGGAAUGAUCUUAAACAACAUCUGUGCCCUGGCGACUAGAUGUAACUAGUAAGGUAAAUGUGAAAACACCAGCCGAGGUCAGAGUAAAGAAAAGCAUUCGCUUGCAUGUUGAUUGUUCAUACAGUUGAGUUCUACAGCUAAUUUGAGCCUAGGCUGAAUCAUUUUACUUCAAUCAAAACCAACCAACCACAGCAGAAAAUGUUCUUCACGUUUUUGCAGUUCUAUAAAUGUCAUUUGUACUAAUGAAUUCCUCCUUUUCUGCAGCUGAUUACAUUCUAAUGCCUCAGAAUGGCUGUUUUAGGGUAU